This is a messenger RNA of Ceratina calcarata, 3719 nucleotides long. RefSeq lists its product as uncharacterized. Lineage: Eukaryota; Metazoa; Arthropoda; Insecta; Hymenoptera; Apidae. The transcript has 13 exons. Gene Ontology annotation, biological process: autophagosome-lysosome fusion. Bases 1127 to 3040 code for a protein of 637 amino acids. The record is from RefSeq and is a predicted model, not a curated record.
GCUCGGAAGGUCAGAACUCGAAUGAAAUAUGGAGGGAGACUCUCACUGAAACGGAGCAGUGAAAACGCUUGUAACUUUUCGGUUUCCACCUAGCAUUCGAAAACGUGGCAUCGUGUUUUCGUUUGCGUCGAAGUCGAAAAGGAAUGAGGGACGAUCGAGGAGGACAAAGAGAAAGGCACUGAGAUUCCCGUGUACACCGUUGUGCGACACGUAGACGAGUGCGCUUCAAGUAUACAGACAGACGUCUAUAGAUGCAAUACGGUGCACAACGGUGCAUACUGGCUGGCCUUCUGCGCAGCGUAGCGUGUAGCAUUGUGCUUCUCAUAGGAAUAGUUGUAGCGGUUGUGAGCGGCGGCGUUCCGUUCGGAUUUCGUCGCUGGUCGCCAUUGUUUCUUAUGAGUAAGCAAAUGAAUAAACGAGCAAACAAACUCGUGUAGCUACUAAAAUCGACGAAUAGCCAGUCGCGUACGUCCGAUUCGAUCAGUGGAUGAUGUUCGACGAUUCGGGGUAAAAGAAAGGGGAAGGAUGGUACACGGUUGACGAGACACCCGAGCUCGUCUCGGUUCGUCGCCUACCCGAUUGAAAUCGACGAAUGGGCGAAAGAUUCUCGGGGCCGAGCGACGCGUUUCGCCGAAUAAUAAUGGGUGCUCGAUGUUCCUCCGGAAUGGUUCUACUGUGUCCACGGUAAUCAUGGUGACAGUGAUGGUGGCAGCAAAAACAGUGGUGUGUUCUCCCGUGCUGAAAUUGACGACGAACCCUCCGCCGAUGGAUAGAUUCGCGUUCCUCUGACCGCGGUUUAAUUAAUCGUGAAUAAGAAUCAAGAGAAUCGUCGUCGUAAAACUGGAAACCUGUAACUGGCGUCCUACCCUAAUUAUUUCUUUCCUUUACCCUCGUCCCAUUGGAUAAUUGUUUACCCCACGGUCAUUAAAACGAUUAUAAUUCUGACUACGGUCUUAUAUAUCCUGACUUCCUCGCUCGGGUCUCUUUGUCCGCAACGAGUGACCGCUGUUCGUUCCGGCAGAACGUUCAGCUUCGAUCAGUUGAACAUUAUGUGAUACUUACACAGUGCAACUUCUAAUUCGCGAUCUCCGACUUCGCGUCUGUGACGCCGGGCAAGCAGGCCAGGAUGCGAGGAUCUUUAUUCCCAUGCCGAGAAAGACACCUUUUGCUCGCAGUGACCAUGUUAAUACUGUUUCUUUUAUCUCUGGGGGAUGCUCGCUUGGCAGACGGUUCUUGCGAGUUCCCUGCUACGUGGACCGGAGAAUGGUAUCAGUAUGGGAAGAUAGGCUCGAUCAUCGUAAACUCGACUGUUUUGGGUGACAAAACCUGCGUGGAGCGGUCCGAGCAAUCGUACAUCGUUUUCGGUGACAAUUGUUACAACUGCAUAAUCGUGAACGAUCGGCACGAAAAUGUGAUCCAAUACCGUGAAGGGUGGUGUUACCAGGAACGUGUCUCGCUGGAGGAUAUGUGUUCGAACAUCAAGUCCGAUGAUACGUUGUACUCGAUGUUCCGUAUGAACUCAAAACCGAUCCCGUGCCCAUUCAGUGGACCGUCGUUUACGUUCACGUACGACAAGGGUUACGGUGAAUGCGCGAUGCCUAUUAGCCUUGGGGAGAAAUGUACCGAUGAGAGCAAACUGCUUCUUAAGUACCAGGCUUGCCCAGAUAUCCAACGCAGCGAAAGUAACACGGAGGAGUUACAGUGUCUCGCUGUGUGGAACGAUGGUCGGAACAAAUACCUUGUUGGAACGUUGAAAGGAAGAAGCGUCUCAGGUGCCGAGAAAAUGUAUAGAUGUUUCCUAUACGAGGAGAAAACGCACCAUCAAGGAAAAGUAAUUUACACCCUCGCCCAGUCCGGCGAGCCAACCUGCAACGGCCUAACUACAGUUUCCGAGGGUUCGCCUACUAUAAAACUGACGAAAGUCGAUAAAGAGCACAAUAAAUGCAAGUACCCUUCGUGGAUCACGGAACACCACGACUGGCACUCUUUGGACGGCACUAAAGUUUAUCAUUUUACGAAUAAAAACGCAACGCUCAAAGUCAGAGUACAAAACUGCGACAGCGACACCUACCACGAGGAGAAGAUCGUUUGUCACAACUUGGAGAAUCCGACGGAGAACGCGCAAGGGCACAAAGUAAAAUUAAUCGCGCACGUUACUAGCGGCUGCGAUAUCGGCUACGUUUGCAUGAUAUUCCACAAGAGGGAUCAUCACAUUAUAGAACUGCAGCAGUCGGAUCAAAAAGCUAUAAUGCCAGACGAGGCCUGCUCCCUCGCGGAUACAUCCUCGAUGCCGUACAUCACUCUGAUAAGUUCCUCGUUACGGCAGAGGAAGUGUCCGAAACCUGGACGUUACGGUAUCCUCAGCGUCAGUUCGUUUCCCAUACCCGGUACGUCGUAUAGACGACAACGACGUAGCGAGAAACAUUCUUCUAAGAUCACGAAAAGAAGAACUUGGCUCGAAGAAAUGCCAGAGGAAUCGCACGAGCAACAACAGCAGCAACAGCAGCAGCAACAUCAUCAUCAUCAUCAUCACCAUCAACACGGGGAACUUUCGGAACAGCAAGGGGAUGACUGUAGAAACACGAGUAUACAAAUAGGCUGUGCGUCGCCGGAUCAAACCGAGAUCGUUAUUGGGAAAACCUGCGGUGCAGAAGGAAUGACGUAUUAUUGCCACGGCAGCUGGGAGGAAAGAGAUACUUGGUACACGAUAGUAUCUCUGAAGACUAAUCAAGCUUCACCGAACUUUGGACAAACUUAUUGUUUCUCUAUGCGCGUCGGUGUUAAUAAAGAGAAACCGCUCGCAAGUGGGAAAGCGAGUCGAGCGAAACUUUCCGAACAGGAAUUGUGGUUCACUAAAUUGGACCGCGUCUGUCGGAGAGAACAGAUCUCGGACGAACAGCCCUACGUCCUCGUGAAUCAAGGAGUUUGCGAAGACGUAACGAAGGCGUACUCGAGUUUAGCGCCGCUUCUUUCCCGAUCGCUGAUUCCGUUUAUCGUGAUCCUUGGAAACUGUGCCACCUACUUGCUCUCGUUGAGAUGAUAUGCCAACCGCGAGUGAAUGGGAAUCGAAACUCGCGUCCGGGUAGACAUUUUCACUGGCUACCGACGCGGAACGGGUAAAAAUAAAGGCUGGCGAACUUCUUCGAUCCCGUAUCGGUUUUUACGGAUCGAGAUAAAAAACGAACGGUUUAUCAUCGAUCGAGUGGAAUUGAAGGAGCAAGCAAUCUAUUGGCCUUGGAGUUUCUCAUUGGAUUCCGUUACCAUUGGGUCACGUCUUUUAUAUAUUUUUUUUGUAAAUUCCCCCUCCCCCCCUCUCUCACUAGUUUUGUUUGUACAUGAGGAGCCGAUAGCACCACUAUACAUUUGUUUCUGUUGCCACCGAGUUCUUCUACUUCCCAGUAUAUUAUCUAUAGAUUUUUACCGAUUUCGGAUAGGUAUGAAGGUACUUAGUGUUCUAGAUUUUAGAUGUUACGCCCGUCCGUUUCAUACAAUGGUCAAGAGUUUUUGUCCGACGAUAUCUAUUUACAUCCUGUAAAUCUGUACAUUCGCACUUGUAUUUUUUAUAUACACGGGAGGGACGAGUGAGGUAUGUGGUUCGCCGCAUACACCGAGAAACCGCGCAGGUAUUAGUUUCGAUUUAAGAGUACAAGAACAACGACACACCUCGAUCGUUUUCUACUUUUCUGCUUUUGUUUUUCUUUCUUUUUUUUUUUUUUAUU